CUCUCAUUCAGGUUCCAUUUUUUAGCCAGGGAAGAGUGUGGCCGCUGCUGGAGGGAACAGGUGCACGACCCAGCAGAACACCCCUGCCUUCCCAGCAAGUUGGCGGGGAACCAGUACCCCGUGGACGGAGCGUCUGAUUCUGUGACUGGAGCUCCCAAGUUGGUGGCAACGUAAAUGGCUCUACUCCCCCCUGGCAUCCGCUUCCUUACCUCUUUCUCCCGAGAUCAGUGGUACAGAGCCUUCAUUUUCACCCUGACGUUUCUGCUGUACGCAAGCUUCCACUUAUCCCGAAAGCCUAUCAGCAUAGUUAAGGGUGAGCUCCACAAGCAGUGCGCUUCCCAGGAUGAGGCUGAGCCCGGAUCCAGCGGCCAAAGCCGUGGAGAUGCACACAGGCCUGCCGGCCAGCUCCUGGACAACGAGACGGACUGUGGCUGGGCCCCCUUCGGAAAGAGCAAUUACCAGCAGUUGCUCGGGGCUCUGGACUAUGCCUUCCUGUGUGCCUACGCCAUCGGGAUGUACCUGAGCGGCAUCAUCGGGGAGCGGCUGCCGAUCCGGUACUACCUGACUUUCGGGAUGCUCUCCAGCGGGGCCUGCACCGCCCUGUUUGGGCUCGGGUACUUCUACGACAUCCACAGCCUGGCCUUCUACGUGGUGGCUCAGGUCAUGAACGGACUGGUGCAGACCACCGGCUGGCCCAGCGUCGUGGCCUGCCUGGGCAACUGGUUUGGAAAAGGAAGGCGGGGCCUCAUCAUGGGAGCCUGGAACUCGCACACCUCCGUGGGGAACAUCCUGGGCUCGCUGGUGGCCGGCUGCUGGGUGUCCACCUGCUGGGGGCUGUCCUUCGUCGUGCCCGGGGCCAUCGUGGCGGCCAUGGGGGUCGUGUGCUUCCUCUUCCUCAUUGAGCAUCCCAAGGACAUCCGGUGCUCCUCCACGCUGUCCACGCAUCCAAAGGGCUACGAGAAUGGCACAAACCGAUUUAGACUGCAGAAGCAAAUCCUACACAGCGAAAAGAGCAGGCCUCUGGACCCCGAGAUGCAGUGCUUGCUGCUGUCAGAUGGGAAGAUCCCCGUCCACCCCAGCCACGUGGUUGUCUUCCCGGGCGACGGGAGCGGCGUGGCGGCCAUCAGCUUCACGGGGGCCCUGCGCAUCCCGGGCGUGAUCGAGUUCUCACUGUGCUUGCUGUUCGCCAAGUUGGUCAGCUACACCUUCCUGUUCUGGCUGCCGCUGUACAUCACCAGCGUGGAUCACCUGGAUGCCAAAAAGGCAGGCGAGCUCUCCACCCUGUUCGAUGUGGGCGGGAUCUUCGGUGGGAUCCUGGCAGGUGUGAUCUCCGACCGCCUGGAGAAACGGGCCUCCACCUGCGGCCUCAUGCUGCUCCUCGCGGCUCCCACGCUCUAUGUCUUCUCCUCCGUCAGCAAAAUGGGCCUGGAGGCCACCGUGGCCAUGCUGCUCCUCAGCGGUGCGCUGGUCAGCGGGCCCUACGCACUCAUCACCACCGCUGUCUCCGCAGACCUGGGGACUCAUAAAAGCCUGAAAGGAAACGCCCACGCCCUGUCCACUGUCACGGCCAUCAUCGACGGCACGGGUUCUGUAGGGGCAGCGCUGGGACCCCUGCUGGCCGGGCUCAUCUCCCCUUCUGGGUGGAGCAACGUGUUCUACAUGCUGAUGUUUGCGGACACCUGUGCCUUACUGUGCUUGCUUCGCCUGAUCCACAAGGAGCUGAGCUGCCCGGGCCCCGCGGCAGGGGACCAAGCCAUGCUGAAGGAGCACUGACACCCGUCCCGGGAGGAAGCCGCGCCCUCCGCCCUUCAAGAAGAAGCUGAAAUAAAGGAUCCGGGGAAACGAACACCCCGCCCUUGCCUUUUGCACGCACUCCUGGAGACAGGCCGAAGCCAGCCCGAAGCCUGCGAACAACUGAGACUGCGGGGCUCGGACGGCCGCACCUCUGUGGCUGCCACCCACUGCCUUAACUGAGCCAGAGGCCAGAGCGCGCGCGUGUGUGUGUGCGUGUGCGUGCGUGUGCGUGUGCGUGUGUGUGUGUGUGUGUCUCACAGGCAGCGUGGGCCCGCAGCCCUUCCCUCUCAGGUAUCCCCAUGUAGAAUGUUUCUGUGUAAGAGCCCCCCCACCCCCCGCGGUGGCCAGAGCUCAGGCCACUUCCUGCUGUCAUUCAUCGACACCCCGAAUGAGGACAGGGAGCCCUCCAGGGUCCCCAGAGCCACGCACCAGCUCUCACGUGACAUGAGAAGCAGACAGAGCCAAGACCCAGCAGUCCCCAGAAGAAGUGUCCGAGGCUCGGUCCAGGCUUGUCUACGCCCUGAGCAGGACGG
Messenger RNA from Dipodomys ordii (Ord's kangaroo rat), 2327 nucleotides. RefSeq names its product solute carrier family 37 (glucose-6-phosphate transporter), member 1 (gene Slc37a1). The transcript has 20 exons. Gene Ontology annotation, molecular function: glucose 6-phosphate:phosphate antiporter activity. Bases 175 to 1773 code for a protein of 532 amino acids. Lineage: Eukaryota; Metazoa; Chordata; Mammalia; Rodentia; Heteromyidae. Gene Ontology annotation, biological process: phosphate ion transmembrane transport; glucose-6-phosphate transport. Gene Ontology annotation, cellular component: endoplasmic reticulum membrane. The record is from RefSeq and is a predicted model, not a curated record.